AGGGGGAAAAAAAAACCAGAAACAAAAAGAAGAGACAAAUCGUGGCAAACACAAAAAUUCCACGUGAAUUACAGAUCAAGGUGAGAGAUUUUGGGAGGGGAUCGGUCCUUUUCGUUUCUCUUCAGUUCAAUUCCUUUUCUGUCCCUGUCUCAUUCUCUCGCACUCGCGAUAUCCAAACAAGCUCGCGGAUUUUCUUUCGCGGUGAUCGUUGGUGAGUGUAGGAGAUGGAUUUGGUGUCUGGUUACAAGGGGGUUGUUGGUCUCGUUUUUGGCAAUGAGAAUUCUUCUUCAAAUGAAGAUAGUUAUGUUGAACGCUUGCUCGAUCGCAUAAGCAAUGGUGUACUGGCAGAGGAUAGAAGGACAGCUAUUGCAGAACUGCAAGCUGUCGUAGCAGAAAGUCAUGCUGCCCAACUUGCAUUUGGAGCAAUGGGUUUUCCUGUCAUUUUAGGAGUCUUGAAGGAUGAACGGGAUGAUGUUGAAAUGGUUCGGGGUGCUUUAGAAACCCUUUUUAGUGCUUUGACUCCCAUUGAUCAUGCGAAAGGACAAAAGAACGAGGUUCAACCAGCUUUGAUGAACACUGAUUUGCUUUCCCGAGAAGCAGAUAGCAUUUCUCUUCUGUUAGGUUUAUUGUCUGAGGAUGAUUUCUAUGUACGAUAUUACACACUUCAAAUUAUGACUGCCCUUCUCACAAAUUCACCAAACAGGUUACAGGAAGCUAUUCUGACCAUCCCACGUGGAAUAACACGGCUCAUGGAUAUGCUUAUGGAUCGUGAGGUCAUUCGGAAUGAGGCCUUACUACUUCUUACUUACUUGACCCGUGAGGCUGAAGAGAUUCAAAAAAUUGUGGUCUUUGAAGGCGCGUUUGAGAAAAUCUUUAGUAUUAUUAAAGAAGAAGGAGGUUCCGAGGGCGGUGUUGUGGUGCAGGAUUGUCUUGAAUUGUUGAACAAUCUUCUUCGUACUAAUGCAUCUAAUCAGAUACUACUUCGGGAGACUAUGGGCUUUGACCCCUUGAUAACAAUCUUAAAACUUCGAGGAACUACAUACAGUUUCACCCAGCAAAAGACAAUCAAUUUACUCAGUGCACUGGAGACCAUUAAUUUGUUGAUUAUGGGAGGUUUAGAGGCUGAGGCUGCAAAAGAUGCAAACAAAAUGACUAAUAAAACAGUUCUGGUUCAGAAGAAAGUGUUGGACAAUCUCCUUAUGUUGGGUGUUGAAAGCCAAUGGGCUCCUAUUGCAGUUCGUUGUGCGGCUUUAAGGUGCAUUGGCAAUCUGAUUGCUGGACAUCCCAAGAAUCGUGAUUCCCUUGCGAGCAAAGUUCUUGGUGAUGGUCUCCAAGAAGAAUCAGCUUUAAAUUCUAUUCUUCGAAUCAUUUUGCGAACAUCCAGUAUACAAGAGUUUGUUGCAGCCGAUCAAGUUUUCAAGAGCUUUUGUGAUGGAAAUGGUGAUGGUCAAGCGAUGUUAGCAUCUACGUUAAUUCCUCAACCACUUCCAAUGAUCCAUGCUCCCCUUGAGGAGGAUGUUAACAUGUCAUUUGGAAGCAUGCUCUUACGUGGCCUUACUUUGGGUGAAAAUGAUGGCGACCUUGAGACAUCUUGCAGGGCUGCUAGUGUUCUUUCUCACAUCCUCAAGGAUAAUAACCAUUGCAAGGAAAAGGUUAUUCGAAUUGAACUCGAGGCACCCACGCCAUCAUUAGGAGCUCCAGAGCCACUGAUGCACCGAAUUGUCAGAUACUUGGCUGUCGCCUCGUCUAUGAAAAAUAAAGAUGGAAAGUCCUGUGCCAUGGGGAACUCGUAUAUUCAACAAAUCAUCCUGAAAUUACUUGUCACCUGGUUAGCAGAUUGUCCAACUGCAGUGCAUUGCUUCCUAGAUGCACGUCCCCACCUAACAUAUAUGCUCGAGUUAGUGGCAGACCCAUCUGCAACUGUAUGUAUAAGAGGGUUGGCAGCUGUUGUUUUGGGAGAAUGUGUU
Messenger RNA from Carica papaya (papaya), 1967 nucleotides. Lineage: Eukaryota; Viridiplantae; Streptophyta; Magnoliopsida; Brassicales; Caricaceae. The record is from RefSeq and is a predicted model, not a curated record.